AUGGGGAAACACAACAGCAAGCUGGCUCCAGAGGUCUUGGAUGAUCUGACCAAGAACACCGAAUUCAAUGAGGCAGAGCUCAAGCAGUGGUACAAAGGCUUCCUCAAAGACUGUCCCUCUGGCAUUCUGAACCUGGAGGAGUUUCAGCAGCUCUAUGUCAAGUUUUUCCCAUAUGGGGAUGCUUCCAAGUUCGCUCAGCACGCUUUCCGGACAUUCGACAAGAACGGUGACGGGACCAUCGACUUCAGGGAGUUCAUCUGCGCCCUGUCCAUCACCUCCAGGGGCAGCUUUGAGCAGAAGCUCAACUGGGCUUUCAACAUGUAUGACCUGGAUGGAGAUGGAAAGAUCACACGUAUGGAGAUGCUGGAGAUCAUUGAGGCCAUCUACAAGAUGGUCGGCACAGUGAUCAUGAUGCGCAUGAACGAGGACGGGCUGACCCCUCAGCAGCGCGUGGACAAGAUCUUCUCCAAGAUGGACAAGGAUCACAACGAUGAGAUCACCUUGGAAGAGUUUAAGGAAGCCGCCAAGUCUGACCCCUCCAUCGUCCUACUGCUGCAGUGUGACAUGCAGAAGUAG
Messenger RNA from Stegastes partitus (bicolor damselfish), 576 nucleotides. RefSeq names its product hippocalcin-like protein 4. Gene Ontology annotation, molecular function: calcium ion binding. Lineage: Eukaryota; Metazoa; Chordata; Actinopteri; Pomacentridae. The transcript has 3 exons. The record is from RefSeq and is a predicted model, not a curated record. Bases 1 to 576 code for a protein of 191 amino acids.